Molecule: messenger RNA, 324 nt
Organism: Cadophora gregata
Lineage: Eukaryota; Fungi; Ascomycota; Leotiomycetes; Helotiales; Ploettnerulaceae
Exons: 1
Coding region: 1-324 (107 amino acids)
Biological process (GO): transmembrane transport
Molecular function (GO): transmembrane transporter activity
Source: RefSeq, a predicted model, not a curated record
AUGCAGAAGUUGAAUAAUAAUGCGGGGAUUAUAGUGUUUGCUGGAUUCUAUGGAUUCUGUUCUGGAGCGAUCAUUUCUGGAAUGGCUGUUUGUCUUGCGCAGAUCACGCCGGAUGCGAGGGAGAUCGGGACGUACAUGGGGAUGGGAAUGGCUGUUGUUGCAAUCGCUGCACUUAUUGGACCGCCGAUUGAUGGAGCUCUUGCCAAGCAGUAUGGUGGGUUCGAUGAAGUUGCGUUUUUCAGUGGUGUUAUGGUUCUUGUUGGUGGAUUUGGCAUCCUGGUGGUGAAAUUCUUCAACCCCAAGGGGAUUUCGAGCAAGGCAUGA